Messenger RNA from Haliotis rubra (blacklip abalone), 2317 nucleotides. RefSeq names its product cyclin-Q-like. The record is from RefSeq and is a predicted model, not a curated record. Gene Ontology annotation, biological process: regulation of transcription by RNA polymerase II. The transcript is spliced from 6 exons. Gene Ontology annotation, molecular function: cyclin-dependent protein serine/threonine kinase regulator activity. Gene Ontology annotation, cellular component: nucleus. NCBI's taxonomy places the organism in Eukaryota, Metazoa, Mollusca, Gastropoda, Lepetellida, Haliotidae. The coding region runs from base 65 to 754 and encodes 229 amino acids.
CUGAAAAGUUGGAAUUUGAUGUUGUUAAAAAGUGCUCUGGCCAGCGCUCUUGAAAGUUGAAGAUAUGACAGAAGUAGAAAAACGUGUUCAUUUCCGCGUUGUGCGUUUUAUGACUGAAUCAGGGGUGAAGCUUCACAUCAAGAGUGUUCCCAUGGCAACUGCGUGUGUGUUGUACCACAAGUUCUUCAAGGAGAACUCACUGAAUGACUAUGAUCCCUAUCUAAUUGGCACCACCUGUAUUUACCUGGCUGGCAAAGUGGAAGAAGAACACUUGAAACUGAGGGAUGUCAUCAACUCAUGUUACAGGACCCUACACAAAAGCAAGCCACCGCUGGAGUUGGGGGACACCUUUUGGGCACUGCGGGAGUCGGUCGCCAAUUGUGAACUUUUCGUGCUUAGGACACUCAAGUUCAGGGUUGUCUUCUCUCACCCUCACAAGCACAUGCUGCACAACCUGAAGUAUCUGCAAGACUGGUUUGAUCCCUACAAGUGGGAGGCAUUGCCAAUUGCUAAAACAGCCUGGUCACUGCUUCAGGAUUGUUACCAUGGCAACAUGUGUUUGAACUACAAGCCCCAACACAUGGCAGUGGCUGUUCUGUUUUUCGCCCUCCAGUGUCAUGGUGCCGAGGUGCCGUACCACAAGUAUGCUGACACACCAUGGUGGCUGGUGUUUGCUGAAGAUAUCACUCUGGACAUCAUCAAGACCAUCAUCACAGACAUUAUUGCUGUGUAUGAACUGGAGAAUACUGUCUGAACUACAUCACAACAGACAUUGCUGUGUAUGAACUGGAGAAUACUGUCUGAACUACAUCACAACAGACAUUGCUGUGUAUGAACUGGAGAAUACUGUCUGAACUACAUCACAACAGACAUUGCUGUGUAUGAACUGGAGAAUACUGUCUGAACUACACCACAACAGACAUUGCUGUGUAUGAACUGGAGAAUACUGUCUGAACUACACCACAACAGACAUUGCUGUGUAUGAACUGGAGAAUACUGUCUGAACUACAUCACAACAGACAUUGCUGUGUAUGAACUGGAGAAUACUGUCUGAACUACAUCACAACAGACAUUGCUGUGUAUGAAGUGGAGAAUACUGUCUGAACUACACCACAACAGACAUUGCUGUGUAUGAACUGGAGAAUACUGUCUGAACUACACCACAACAGACAUUGCUGUGUAUGAAGUGGAGAAUACUGUCUGAACUACAUCACAACAGACAUUGCUGUGUAUGAACUGGAGAAUACUGUCUGAACUACACCACAACAGACAUUGCUGUGUAUGAACUGGAGAAUACUGUCUGAACUACACCACAACACAGACAUUGCUGUGUAUGAACUGGAGAAUACUGUCUGAACUACACCACAACACAGACAUUGCUGUGUAUGAACUGGAGAAUACUGUCUGAACUACACCACAACAGACAUUGCUGUGUAUGAACUGGAGAAUACUGUCUGAACUACACCACAACAGACAUUGCUGUGUAUGAACUGGAGAAUACUGUCUGAACUACACCACAACAGACAUUGCUGUGUAUGAACUGGAGAAUACUGUCUGAACUACAUCACAACAGACAUUGCUGUGUAUGAACUGGAGAAUACUGUCUGAACUACACCACAACAGACAUUUGUGUAUGAACUGGAGAAUACUGUCUGAACUACACCAUAACAGACAUUGCUGUGUAUGAACUGGAGAAUACUGUCUGAACUACAUCACAACAGACAUUGCUGUGUAUGAACUGGAGAAUACUGUCUGAACUACACCACAACAGACAUUGCUGUGUAUGAACUGGAGAAUACUGUCUGAACUACACCACAACAGACAUUGCUGUGUAUGAACUGGAGAAUACUGUCUGAACUACAUCACAACACAGACAUUGCUGUGUAUGAACUGGAGAAUACUGUCUGAACUACACCACAACAGACAUUGCUGUGUAUGAACUGGAGAAUACUGUCUGAACUACAUCACAACAGACAUUGCUGUGUAUGAACUGGAGAAUACUGUCUGAACUACACCACAACAGACAUUGCUGUGUAUGAACUGGAGAAUACUGUCUGAACUACAUCACAACACAGACAUUGCUGUGUAUGAACUGGAGAAUACUGUCUGAACUACACCACAACAGACAUUGCUGUGUAUGAACUGGAGAAUACUGUCUGAACUACAUCACAACACAGACAUUGCUGUGUAUGAACUGGAGAAUACUGUCUGAACUACACCACAACAGACAUUGCCGUGUAUGAACUGGAGAAUACUGUCUGAACUACACCACAACAGACAUUGCUGUGUAUGAACUGGAGAAUACUGUCUGAACUAC